Andrographis paniculata is the source of this 1506-nucleotide messenger RNA. RefSeq names its product serine/threonine-protein kinase-like protein At5g23170. Gene Ontology annotation, biological process: protein phosphorylation. The transcript has a single exon. Bases 444 to 1502 code for a protein of 352 amino acids. Gene Ontology annotation, molecular function: ATP binding; protein kinase activity. Gene Ontology annotation, cellular component: plasma membrane. Lineage: Eukaryota; Viridiplantae; Streptophyta; Magnoliopsida; Lamiales; Acanthaceae. The record is from RefSeq and is a predicted model, not a curated record.
UUUUCAAGAUAAAUACUACAUGGAGUGUGUUUAUUUUGUAUUUUGAUUUGAAAUAAUAUUUUUGUACGUAAAAUAUAGAGAAUUGUAUAAGUGAUAUAAAAUUAAUAAAUGUGUAUAGUAUAUUAAUUUUUAUGUGAUGUAUAAAAUCCUUUUUAUACACUUACAAAUACAUACGUACAUACAUCUUAAACAGCUCACACUGCAAUAUCUAUAAAAGACACUGACUGUCACCCACCUUUGCUUUUUCUUGCUUUUUUCUAUUUAAACUAUUCCUAAAUUUAAAUUUAUAUUCUCUACUAACACUUUAUUUAUUUUCAAUUAUUUUAUUCUAUAUUUUAAAAUUAUUGUAGUAUUUUAUUAUGUCGCAGUGACCUUUUCUCGUGUUAUAUUUAUUAUCACUAACAUUCCUCAAAAUUAAUGCAAUAUAUGAAAUCAAAUCAAAUAUGAGAAUAAUUGACCUGCACGAAAUCGACGCCGCCACGGCGAGCUUCUCCGCCGCGCGCCUCGUCGGAAAAGGCAGCCAUGGCAGCGUCUACAAAGGAAUCCUCGCCGACGGUACACUCGUCGCCGUCAAAAAGCAGUCCUCAGGUCUACGGAAGCUCCACGACAACACGAAGCUCGAGAACGAAGCGCGUAUUCUCUCCGCGCUUCGUCCGAAUCCACAGCUCAUCGUCGAUCUCGUCGGCGUCGGCCGCGGCGACUCCGGCGACACGAUUCUCGUCGCCGAGUACCUCCCCAACGGUACGCUUCACGAUCUCCUCCACCGCUCGGCCGCGCCGCCGCCUACGUGGCGUAACCGCCUCGAAAUCGCGCUACAACUCGCGAGAGCGGCGCGUUUCCUCCACGCGCCGGACGCUUCCGUCGUUCACCGAGAUAUCAAGCCGGCGAACAUUCUCCUCGACGGAGAUUGGAACGCGAAACUCGCCGAUUUCGGACUGGCGGUGAGAUUGGACGGCGGCGCGGACGUCCUUCCCGCCGGCACGAUAGGUUACAUCGACCCUAACUACACGGCGCCGGAGAAGCUGAGCACGAAAAUCGACGUCUACAGCUACGGCGUCGUUUUGCUGGAGUUGAUUUCGGGGAGGAAAGCCAUCGACGUGGCUAAAUCUCCGGCGUCGGUGGUGGAGUGGGCGCUGCCGUUGAUAAAACGACGCCGUACGCACCAAGUGUGCGAUUCUAGGGUUCGUUUGCCGCCGGACAUGGAAGGCUCCGUCGAGCUUUUGCUAGGGACGGCGGCGCGUUGCCUGUCGCCGGUGGAGGCUCUCCGUCCUCCGAUGAGCGAAAUUGUGGCGGAGCUAGAGUAUUUCACGGCGGCGCCGGCGCCGAUUCGAGCGGUCCCCCUGUGGUUGAAUUAUAUUUGGGCAGUUACGAUUAUGAGAGGAAGAAAAUUAAUAUCUGGUGGGAAAGAUAAUUGUGAUUUGAGGAGUAAAAGUUCUAUAGCAAAAUUGUCAUGGGUCUAUAUUGUAAAUAAAUAUAUUUGUGGGUUUGAUACCCCAUUUUAAUUUA